Cryptomeria japonica (Japanese cedar) is the source of this 1404-nucleotide messenger RNA. RefSeq names its product disease resistance RPP13-like protein 4. Gene Ontology annotation, biological process: defense response to fungus. Lineage: Eukaryota; Viridiplantae; Streptophyta; Pinopsida; Cupressales; Cupressaceae. The record is from RefSeq and is a predicted model, not a curated record. Gene Ontology annotation, molecular function: ADP binding. The coding region runs from base 1 to 1404 and encodes 467 amino acids. The transcript has 2 exons.
AUGGUAAGGGAUAAUGAAGUGGUUUGCGUGGAUGUAGGUAGAGUUAGGGCCAUUGGCAUCGAGGGAGCACUGGCCAACAACUAUGAGGCUCUACAGGAAGUUGACGGUGGACAAGCUGGAGAUACUGGUCAUGGUAGGAUUGCAUUCUUUGGAAACAUUGGAGGGAUGAUAAUAGAUGAGAUGACUAAAGAGGUUUCACUUGUCCUCAACUUCAGAGAGGACUUUGAAUGGCUGAGGGAGAAGCUCAGAAGCAUAAUAGGCUACCUCAGAGAUGCAGAUGCACAGAGUGCCCACAAUGAGUCCGUGAAAAGCUGGCUGCUGGAUAUCACAGAGGUUGCUUGGGAUGCAGAGGACAUACUGGAUGAAUGUGCUGUUCAAUCUACUAGAGGUACUAGUCAUAAAUGCUCCCAAUUCUCUUGUGUCCGUACUUUUAGUUCUUGUCAGUUAGUGUUUCGCUAUAAAAUGGCACGUCGGAUUAAGGACGUGAAAGAUAGGAUGAAAUCCAUUAUGGAAAAGGGAGCGGAGCUGAAGCUUGUUAUGGAUCUCAUUCAUCCAGAGCAACCCUCCACAAGUACAUCUGGGAAUGUGAAUUUGAGGGGAUCAAGCCUAAUAGAGAGCGGCUCACGACCAGUGGGUAUUGAGUCUAAGGUUGGACAACUCCUCCACCUAAUAGAUGACCCUGCCUCUCCUCUCAUUGCCGUCGUUGGAAUGGGCGGCGCUGGGAAGACAUUUCUAAUGCAAAAUGUUUUCAACAGAAUAAAGAAUAAGUUUGAGAAGUCGAUCUGGCUCUCUGUUUCUCAGGCUUAUUCCCUUAGAAAGUUGCAAGCUGAUUUGGCCUCUGAAAUAAAAAAUUUGAACAAGGUGGUUGAUGGAAAAGUGAGUGAGGUGCAAGCAGCAAAGUUGAUUCAUGACAGUUUAGCAAGCAAAAGGUGUCUUGUUGUGCUGGAUGAUGUGUGGAGGGCAACAGGGGAGGAUGACUUGAUAUAUGCACUUGGCCUUCCAAGGGGGAAUGACACCCACUGCAAAAUUGUAGUCACAACAAGAAGCAGAAAUGUGUGUGGCGACAUGGAUGCCCGUGUUUAUGACAUGCAACUUUUGUCAGAAGAAGAGAGCUGGGAGCUCUUUUGUGCUUUUGCAUUCCCUGACUACCCACGAAAUCAACCGCCAAAGCCAUUUGAAGGGAUUGCUCGUGAAAUUGAAAGGGAAUGUGGGAGAUUGCCCUUGGCUGUUAAAAUGGUGGCAGCAUCUCUGAAGUACAAGAGAUUGUCAAGCAAAUGGCAAUCCAAAUUGCAGCAUAUAAAAGAGGCAUCUUCUACCAACGACCCAAUUAUGCAGAUUCUUCAGUUGAGUUAUGAUUCUCUCCCUGCUCAUCUUAAGCCUUGUUUUGCCCUGAGGAUGAGUUAA